CCAAUAUAUUAUAGGUCCGAAAAACAUAACUUCGUCAUCGGGAUGCGCGGUAACCAACAAUAUUCUAUGAGGAGGGCCAGAUGGUGCUGCUGUAGCAAAACGAGGGAGCCUAUCAGCGCAGCCUAUCAGCGCAGCCUAUCAUUGUAGAUGGGGUUGUAUUAUUAUACCGUGCUGUUAAAAUGCUGUAACGGUUUUCAUAAGAAUUCUCGAAGAGAUUAGGUAGUAAAGGUUAUGUUAAUAGUUUAUUGGAAAACUUAGUGAAAUAUUCAAACACUAGGAUGAUUGAUAAAAGUGAAAAGAUCGAUCUGUAUCGUGACACUUCUGUAAGAUAUUUGGGUUACGCUAAUGAAGUUGGAGAAGCAUUUCGACCCUUGAUUCCAAAGUCUAUCGUAUGGUUAAGUUAUAUUAUUUCUUCUGGUUAUGUCUUAGCCGAUACCAUGGAUAAAGGCUAUCGUGUAUAUAAGAUCGAUCAGAGUCCACAGAAGACGAAGCGCGUUGUAUUAUCUACGACAGACACUUUACUAUGGCAAUCAUUUGCAUCCGUCAUAAUACCAGGCUUAACAAUUAACAGAAUUUGUAUGUUAGUACAAUAUGCACAAAAAAGAACAUCGAGCUUAGGUUUAAAGAAUCCUUGGAUUCCAACGAUCAUUGGUUUAGUAUCUAUACCAUUUAUAAUCCAUCCUAUAGAUUAUGCUGUAGAAGAAACAAUGAAUGUUACUUAUAGAAAAUGGAUUGGUCAUUAUUCGAAAUUAGAAAGUAACAAAUUUGAAGAUGACAAGUAAAGAAAAUAACGCAGUGAUGUCCUUAAAGUGCACUUUAAUAUUCGAGUACGAUAAUUAAUUGAUAUUUUUUAUUGCCUUUUGUAAAUUAUCGUACUCUCAAAUGGAUGAAACGUAAUUCGAAUACGUUUAGUAUUUUGUUACUUUGCUAAAGUUUGUGCUUUAAUGCGCAAUAAAACGUAUUGAUUAUUGUAACGUUUACGAAUAGUUUCGUAAUUUCUCCUUUUUAUGAUUCCACGAUAAAAGUUUAUUAUAAUUGUGGUGGUCUCUCACUGGAGAAUUUCAUAUAUUACAGGAUAUUUACAGGAUAUUUACAGGAUAUUUUUGUUGUCUACCCCCUAUUCCUCUCGUGAUAUUUCUAAACUUUUAUUUUGAAUUAAUAUUUUGUCCAGUUAAAUAAAUAAGAUCGUAAUCGUUAAAAGAAUGGAAAGAAAAAUAAGUGUAUAUUAUCGAUUUCAAUGAAAGCUUGCAAAAUCGAA
Polistes dominula (European paper wasp) is the source of this 1258-nucleotide messenger RNA. Its product is annotated as mitochondrial fission process protein 1. Gene Ontology annotation, cellular component: mitochondrion. The record is from RefSeq and is a predicted model, not a curated record. Gene Ontology annotation, biological process: mitochondrial fission. NCBI's taxonomy places the organism in Eukaryota, Metazoa, Arthropoda, Insecta, Hymenoptera, Vespidae.